Plasmodium cynomolgi strain B is the source of this 3927-nucleotide messenger RNA. RefSeq lists its product as hypothetical. The record is from RefSeq and is a predicted model, not a curated record. The coding region runs from base 1 to 3927 and encodes 1308 amino acids. The transcript has 2 exons. Lineage: Eukaryota; Apicomplexa; Aconoidasida; Haemosporida; Plasmodiidae.
AUGAUGUUGAGCAUGCAACUAAGUAAAGAAAAUGAAUUUCUUCAAAAAAUCAAAGUACUGGAAAAGCAACUACUCAAAAGAGACACCCUCCUGGAGGAAUUAAACAACCUUUUGAAAAAAAGAAAAUAUGAAUACGAAUUGUUGUUACAGGAAAAAGAAAACCUAACAAAUACUGUUAACAUGAUGAGAAGUGAUAUGUGUAAAAAUAGGAAGAAGGAAAAACUAAAGGAAGAAGAAUAUUUAAAUAAUGAAAAAGAAAGUGAAAAUUUCUUAAAUCUGUAUAAAAAUAAUAAUGAAGAAUUACACAUCACCAAGAGAUGCUUAAUACAAAUUGAGACCGAACUACAUUUGUAUAAAAAACAAAACGAAAAACAGAAAAAUGAAAUCCAGAGGCUGUACAAAAUAAUUAGCUGUAUGAACAAAGAAAAGGCUCUUACCCCCCCCGUCGUAUUAGCUUUACAAAAUGAUUAUGUCAGAGGUAGAAAUAGUAAGGCGCUAAAUGAAUAUAUGCAAGUGAAGACUAUUCAAGAUCCCCCCCCGGGUCUUUCAACACAAAUGGAGAAUAAGGUAACCAUACUGAAGCACAUGAGUCCUGAAAAAAAACUGCAGCAACGGAUGACCUAUGAUGAUAAUUUACUAAAAUUAAAUUUAAUGCAAUCGCAGGAACAGAAAAAUCUAUUUAAUAAAAUAUUAGAAACGUUAAACAAAAUUCAGCAUGUGAAAUAUGGCGAUAAUAAAAUUGAUUUUUUCUUUUCUUCCAACGUUUUGCACUUUUUUGAAAGCAACAAGGAACAGAAAUUAUUGUGCACUAAUAAUGGAUCACUAAAUAAUUUAUUCAGCAUAACCACCGAGUCGGCGGAAGACUCCAGCCAUUUUAAAAAGAACAAGAAAAAAAAGGAAAGGCGGGGAGUUGGUCCAAAGCACACAUUAGCAGGGUCGGAAGACAGCUCCAGCGAAGACGAUGACAGCGAUGCACAGCACGGCCUUGGAGACAAGACGACCACCAUCAGUGAUGACACGAGUCACGGCACAAGUGAAGAAACCACCAGCGAGGAAGACACACACAGUGAUGGUGAAGGUGGGGAAAGCGAAAGCAGCGGUAGUACAAGCAGUGAUAGCAAAAGUAGCCAUAGCAAAAGCAACGAUGACGCGAGCAGCGAUUCACAGAGCGACUCGCAUCCCUCCUGUGCCAAACGGGGAAAUCAGAAAGGAGGCAACAGCGACGAGUCAGCAAGUGACACAGAUGAAGACAACAUCAACCAUAUACAGAACAAACGAAGUUACACAGGAAAUAAGAGGGCCCUGUUAAAUUAUGAGAAUUAUAAAGAAAAAUUCAUAGGAAUUACAAAUAAAGAAAUAUUUAUAUAUAGCAAAAAAGGGGACGAAGAUCCAGUGUACGUUCUAAAAAAUAAAAAUGUUAAAAAUGUGAAGACGUUUUAUAGUAAGCAGGUAUAUAUGUUGGAGUAUAUCUCAUUCGACAACACUCUACAAAAGCAUUAUUUUUUAAUAAAAAAUGACGAUAAGUCACUGAGAAUGUACUACGCUUUGCAGUACGCAGGGUUUAUCAAACAUGACAUGGACAAAUUUGAAGGGGAGGAAGAAAACAAAAGGGAUAACGUGGGAAGAUUAAACAAAAAUUAUCAUGAGAACAAAGCACAAAGUGUAAGUGAUCAACAGGAAAAGGCUUCAUAUUACAGCAAACUAAGUUCGACCUCCCCCCAAAUUAUUGUAAAUAUAUUUACCCCCAAUGGGAUUGACAAAAAUGGUAAUAACAUACCUUACUUAUGUAGUAAUGUACUAAUGAAGAGAAGCCCCCAAAAUAAUCAUCUAAUGCUUAAAAAUUUUGACAAUAAAAAGGCUCUUAUUAACUGCCAAGAUUAUCAUAUGGAUUAUAAAAAUAAUAAGUUCACCCUCUAUUUUAAUGACUUUAAAGAUCAGCAUAUUAUUUUGCCAAAGAGUAAAGGGUGCACGGAUAUCCUGCAGGACAUCCUAAAUCAAAUGAGCUGGAAAAAUUCGCACCAGCUUUACGAAUUUGGCAACAAAGAUGCACACGAUGAUGAAGAUGUGGACAGCUCUGACGUGCCUUCUUACGACUCGGAAGGGUUAACCGCGGGAAAGGGGAAAUAUAAUGCUAGGGAAAAAAUGGGCGAGCGGGGGGCCAACACAGGUAGAGCAGUGGAUAGGGAGAUAUACACGGAAAGGGAGAGGAACGGAGAAUGGGUUAGAGAUGGGGCUAGAGAUGAAUCCAGAGAUGGGCUUAGAGAUAGGGACAAGGAGGGAGGCAAAGAUGGAGGAAGAGACUUCUUUAGAGAAUUGGACAGAUCACGUAGUAGAGAAAUGGACGCGAAAAGGGAAAGCGAACCCGAGCAUAAAAGCGAAAGCGACAGAAAAAUGGGAAUCCCGAGAAAGGGUUUAAUGGAUAAGGGAGUCGAAAGAGAGAGCGACAAAGCGAAGGAACGAGAGCGGGAACAGGAGUUGGAAGGAGAGAAAGAACGAGAUGGGGAGAAAGGCACGGACGAUAGAAAGGAUGACAUCCUGGCAAAUUCGAACAUUCCGGACAAAAUGGAAGACACGUUCUGUAUAAAAGAUAAUGUAAUUUACAUAUCCAAAGAUGGCACCCCUUUUAAGGACCAAAUGAGCUUCAAUGAUGAAAACGCUUUUAAAUUCCAAAACGAAAAUUUGCAGAUACUGAGAGAUGAUGGCGCGCAAGAAUUAACCUUUAUAAAGAGCGAAGAAAAUAAAGAUGAAGAGACCUACAUUUUUCACUACCCCAAGAAGGAGAAGUAUGAUAAUUUUAUAUCCAAAUUAAGUAAGAACAAUUUUAACGUGAUUCAGAAAAAUGUUUAUGAUAAAAUGAAAAAGCAAGGAAAAAACGAAGAAAUGGAAAAAAAAUCAUUUAAUGCAGAGUCAGACGGAAAGACCGAACCAGGGGAGGAAAAAAUAGAGAAAACGGAUAAAUUUAUUAAAAAUAACCAAGUAGUUGUCAUCGAGAAGGGAGUAUUAUCAAUUUAUAAAGAUUACGGAAACGAGAAUUCUGUUCCCAUAAUCAAAUUUACAUCCGAUUUUUGUGAUGUACAAGCAAAUGAACAAAAUGGAGAAAUUAGCAUAAACGAAACGUCAAAAGAUUCUAAUGAUAGAAUUGUUCUCGAUUGCUUAAAUAAAACAGAAUUCCAUAGGUGGAAAAACGCGCUAUGUUUCGGUGGCUUUAUAAAAGGAGAAAGUGUCAGCAGUUCCUACAUGAAUUUGAAAAAACACAUAUUCUCCAUCAAUUUAUUUGACAACAUGGACAUAAAAAGUUUAGUCCGAGUAAAUAACAAUUUUAUAUACAUUUAUCCAAAUAACGAAAUGAGCAAACCCUUAUUUUCCUUUGACAAGGAAAAAAUAGAAUUGGUGCUAAUUUCGGACCUAAGGAAAAUACGAAUUUAUAUGCAAAGGGAUACCCUAUAUGAGCAGCGAUACGAUAUAAUCAUUUCGUUGGCGCGCGAUUUCGCGAGCAUUAAAGAGGAAAUAGAAAAGUACAAUUUUCACUCAAUAAAUAAGAAAAAAACUCAAAAAAUAAGAAAGCCCUUUGUGCUGUGCAAAACGGAUAUUAUAGCUAUACAUAAGGAUAAAUAUAAAUUAAAACCGGACCUUAUACUGGACAAAAAAAACUGCACAGUUUCAUAUGAUAAAGACAAAUUCACGAUCACCUUUAACAUUAAAAGUAAAUUAGAUACCACUCAGGAAGACAUAAAAACCCUUACCCUAUCUAAUGCAGUUAAUUUUAACAAAUGGUUGGUCACACUAAAAGUGGCUUCCUUCAUACCUGGCCUUUACGAACUAGAAGAUGGCAUCUCCUUUCCCACCAUCAUUUUUGGGCAUACCUGUCCCGAGGCAACUAGCUUACUUGGGAAGAGAAAUUCGUUCAUGGAUUUUUUUAAAAAAUAA